Messenger RNA from Phoenix dactylifera (date palm), 1528 nucleotides. The record is from RefSeq and is a predicted model, not a curated record. NCBI's taxonomy places the organism in Eukaryota, Viridiplantae, Streptophyta, Magnoliopsida, Arecales, Arecaceae.
AUCGCCGAAAACAACCAUUCGGAUCCAAGUCCACAAGUUCCACAAAGAGAGUCCGGGAGAUCAUAGCCACAGAGAGGCGGAGAAAAUGGCUCGGCUCGAGAACCUCAUCCGCCCGCCGAUGCGAUGCGGCGCGGUGGCGAAGCGCUCCAUCUUCCCCUCUCUGCCGGCCGCCGGCUUCGCUCGGGGAAGGAAGUGGGGGAAAGCCGGCCGAAUGACCCUUGCUAUCGCUGCCAGGCUUGGCCGCGAGGACCCCGAUUUGCUCCUCCGAGCAGCUCUCAGGGCCGCGUCCCUUCGAUUCCAAGAGACCCUUCGACCAGAUCCUCUUUUCGUUGAUCCAUAUGCCUGCUGCCUUCUUUCCCCUAUCAGUGGUCAUUGGGAUAUGGAGGAACAACCUCCAGUUUUAACAACUACACUAUCUCCAUGUCACUAUAGGUUAGCAACAAAAUUCCUUGAUGACAAAUUGCUUAGUUUGGCGAGCAGUAUGGACAAAGUGAGGCAGAUUGUUUUGUUGACAGAUGGUAUGGACACCCGCCCAUAUAGGCUGAGUUGGCCUCAGCCAUCCAUUAUAUAUGAUGUCUCUCCAGAAAGUGUCUUCAAGGUAGCAUCUCAAAGGCUUAAAGGUGCUGGAGCUAAAAUUUCAAGAAACUGCAUGCUAGUCCAUGUUCCUCUGGAGUCUUCUGAUUUACAGGCAAUUUUGUGUGAGAAAGGCUUUAAAGGUGACAAACCAAGUUUAUGGGUGCUUCAGGGGCUACCGCUGUUGACUUCAACAGGCUUGAAUGACAUUUUGUUUGCCAUCAGCAAUUUAGCCAUGAAAGGAAGCUUUUUAAUUGGAGAAUUGCCCCUCUGUUUUCUGGGGACUGAAAUUGGAGACAUGCCUGCAGCGCAGAAGUAUAUGGAAAAACUUUUUAUAAGUCAUGGUUUCAGAGCUGAUGCAUUUGACUAUGGUGAAAUUGCAAAAAACAUGCUCUUGGAACCUCCAUCAGGAGCUUACAAGAAUGUCCUUUUCAUUGCAGAACAGUUGCGGCUAUCUGAUUCUCAGAACUAUUAGAGGGAGUGCUGGCAAGUGUGCGGGAUGAUCCAGCAAUUGGAUAACAAGGAUGCCCAGAAGGUUUUCCAUUCAUAGACUAAUUAAUCUACCUGAAGCUAGCAAAUAAAUGAAAGCUUACGUGUAUGCUUAUUCAUCCUCAUGUUUUCCUAAGAUGGAGUCCUUAAUUACUUUCUUGGUGAUCGUAGUCUAGAACCUUAACAAGAUCAAAUUUUAUCAUAAAGCAAUGAUUGGUGAUCUAUGGUAUCCCGAUUUGAUAGGGGUAUCAGUCGGAGAGACUGUUUCUAUCCCCUGUUGAGGCUUUUUCUCUUAUCCUGUCUCCUUUUAACUAUGCCGGAAAGUCGCCCAUUAACUUAUGAGAUAUGAUUGGAUAGUUUCGACUCUUGGGUGGCAGAAAUGAGGUUUCCAAACACCCUGUAAAUGCAGGCUAGCACCAGCAUUGCAGUGUAUUUAGUGUGAAUAAUUCUUUUUCUUUUUUUUUUU